Molecule: messenger RNA, 3658 nt
Organism: Atta colombica
Lineage: Eukaryota; Metazoa; Arthropoda; Insecta; Hymenoptera; Formicidae
Gene: trpl
Product: transient-receptor-potential-like protein
Exons: 17
Coding region: 1-3633 (1210 amino acids)
Biological process (GO): manganese ion transport; regulation of cytosolic calcium ion concentration; calcium ion transmembrane transport
Cellular component (GO): membrane; cation channel complex
Molecular function (GO): inositol 1,4,5 trisphosphate binding; protein binding; store-operated calcium channel activity
Source: RefSeq, a predicted model, not a curated record
AUGAGUGACGUGAAGAACGAUAAGAAUAUGGAAGCUACGGGCACAAAUGAUUAUGUGCUUCACCUUCCACGUCCGCUCACUCUUGAAGAAAAGAAAUAUCUAUUGACUGUAGAGAGAGGUGAUUUGUCUAACGUGAAGAGGCUUUUACAGCUUGCAAACAAGAAAAAGAUAAAACAGCUAGACAUAAAUUGUGUAGAUAGUUUGGGUCGUGGUGCCCUCACGCUGGCCAUAGAGGCGGAACAUUUAGAAAUGGUUGAGUUGCUUGUUGUGAUGGGAGUUGAAACUAAAGAUGCUCUGCUUCAUGCAAUUGAUCAGGAAUUCGUAGAGGCAGUCGAAUUGUUGUUGGAACAUGAAGAACUCCUUACGAACCAAAUAACUGAAAAUUCCGAAAAGCAGAUCAUACACAGCUGGCAGAAGGUAGAUCCAGCAUCAGCCAGAUAUCCGACGGACAUGACACCAUUGAUGCUCGCGGCACAACGCAAUAAUUAUGAAAUUUUGAAACUUUUACUGGAUCGAGGAGCUACCUUGCCGAUGCCGCAUGACGUGAGGUGUGGCUGUGACGAUUGUCUUCAGGCAACCAUCGGCGAUCCGUUACGUCUGUCAUCUACUAGAAUUUCCGAAUAUAAGGCUUUAGCAAGUCCAAGUUUAAUAGCUUUGAGCUCGACAGAUCCUUUAAUGACAGCUUUCCAAUUAAGUUGGGAACUUAGGGAACUGGCCAUUUCGGAACCUGAAAGUAGAGCCGAAUACUUAAAACUACGACGGCAGGUAGAAAAAUUCGCUGUCGAUUUAUUGCAAUACGUCCGGACUACCACGGAAUUAGAUACCAUCUUAAAUUACGAUCCAGAAGAAGAAAAUGCCAUACUUAGCAAACAAUUGGCUCGUCUGGAACAAGCUAUAGAGUAUAAGCAAAAAAGAUUCGUCUCGCAUUCUCACGUUCAGCAGCUCUUGGCAGCAAUCUGGUACGAAGGGGUUCCCGGAUUUCGAAGAAUGUCAACUCUGCAAAGAGUCGGCAUUCUUGCAAAGACAGCAGUUCUAUUUCCAUUUUAUUGUAUCAUGUAUUAUCUAAUGCCGGGAUCAAAAACGGGACAGCUUAUGCGAAGACCUUUUAUGAAAUUCUUGGUUCACGCGUCAUCCUAUUUAUUCUUUUUGUUUGUACUCAUGCUAGUAUCGCAGCGUGCAGAAGUGGAAAUCGUUAGAUUCUUGGGUAGCCAGGAAAUGAAGAGAAACCUCGAAGCUUACUUGGCUCGACAGAGAGGCGCGGCCCCUACUCCUCUUGAAGGUAUCGUUGUGCUAUAUGUUUUUGGAUUCAUAUGGGAAGAGACGAGAGAGGUUUAUGUAAACGGUUUGAAGAGUUAUUUGCGAGACAUGUGGAACUUUAUCGACUUUACCAGAAAUACGCUCUAUAUGGCAAUCGGCGUCCUUAGACUGGCAGCUUAUCUUCAACAGCGUGCAGAGAUACGAAUGGACCCAUCGGCCGCGCUAAUAUCAAGAGAAAAUUGGAGCGAUUUCGAUCCGCAACUGAUAGCGGAGGGUCUCUUUGCGGCUGCAAAUGUCUUCAGUGCUUUAAAAAUUGUUCAUCUCUUCAGCAUUAAUCCACAUCUAGGACCGCUUCAGAUAUCGUUAGGCAGAAUGGUAAUCGACAUCGUGAAAUUCUUUUUUAUUUACACCUUAGUGUUAUUCGCUUUCGCUUGCGGCUUGAAUCAGUUGCUGUGGUACUUUGCGGAACUGGAGAGGCAGAAGUGUUACAGAGGAAUAUCGGAUCCUUCAUGGGAUGCCGGCAGUGACGCCUGUUUAAGAUGGAGAAGAUUCAGUAAUCUGUUCGAAUCGUGUCAGAGUCUUUUCUGGGCCAGUUUCGGUAUGAUUGGCAUCGAAAGCUUCGAACUUACCGGAAUCAAGUCAUAUACUCGAUUCUGGGGCUUGUUGAUGUUUGGAUCGUAUUCCGUAAUCAACGUGAUUGUCCUGCUAAAUCUAUUGAUAGCUAUGAUGAGUAACAGUUACGCUGUUAUUGAGGAACAUUCCGACACGGAGUGGAAAUUUGCGAGAACAAAGUUAUGGAUGAGUUACUUCGAGGACAGCGGAACUCUUCCGCCUCCUUUCAAUAUCUUCCCACCACCGAAAUUGCUUUUCCGAUUGUUCGGCCUGCAGAAGAAACGUAUCGGUAGACAUUGUAGUCAACGUCGACGUGCACACGAAUAUAAAUACGGUGCAGUCAUGAGAGCUUUGAUAUGGCGCUACGUUGUGAAUGCACACAGCGAACACGAAAUGGAACCUGUCACCGAAGACGAUGUUCACGAACUUAAGUCUGAUUUAUCAUCGUGGAGAUGUGAACUUCUGGACAUCUUGCACAGAAAUGGCAUGGACAUUGGUGACGUCGACAUAAAGGAAAAGACUAUAUUGGGUAAGAAGAUGAAGGUAUGGGAGAGAAGACUCAUGAAAGACUUUCAAGUAGCAGGUCCUGUAAAUCCAGCUGAUGUCGAUCUUCAAGAAGAGAUAGCUCUUCAACAACCUGAAGACGAGAACAACGUUGAAAGAUGGAAGAGAAUCGCCAGAUUAGCCGUAUUAACUUCGGCUGAACAUCGUUGGAAUCAAGUGGUGAAACAUGCAAUUAAAAGCUCUCAAAUCGGCAAAAGUUGCAGCAAAACGUCGCUACAGAAUCAGCAGAGUUUAAAGAGAGCCAUGGAGGAAGCAAAACGUUUGACGCAAAAGAGCCCACUACCGCCAGAAGUGCCGGUUGAAUUGCCAGAAACUACUGCAGCGACGAUAUUACAUGUGCUACACGAAAUAGUUGACAGCGAUAGCGGUGUUAAAACAGGACUUGAAAAAGACAGAACUCCAGAACCGAUUAGAAACGGCAUUGGUUCCCAACCGUUUGAAUUAAUUCUUCAGGGCAAAUCUACAUCUUCGAUCAAUUUCGUUGACGAAAAAAUGACGAAGGCUACUGCACCGUUAUUACCACUUCGUACAUCACCACCGCGAGUAAUCAAAAGGAAGGCACCUACUCAACUCGGCCAAUUAUCAACUUCUGUUCAAUCCAUGGCUACUCAAGCUUCGACAUCAACAAGUGUUACUUCCGUUGUCCCUAUGAUAUCUGUUACGACUGCUGCAACUUCCGCAAUCGAUACAGCACUUAUGACUGCCGUGACUACUGCUACAAUAAUUACGCCUGUCACUAUGAAGACUACAAAUACUUAUGCUAAGCCCAUCACUAUUACCACUACUGCUACUUCUACUAGUAUUACUACUACUACUACUACUACUACUACUACUACUACUACUACUACUACUACUACUACUACUACUACUAGCAUUACUACUGCUGCCAAACUUGUUGCUACUUCUGCCACUACUGCAAAAUCCACUGUUGCUACCAUCUCUGUUGCUACAAGAACUUCUUCUAGUUCUCCUAUAGAAAAUCAAAGCAAAUCUGUUACCGCAUCUAUGGGUGUACCUCCAACCAAUACUAAAGACGGAAAUAGUUCGAUCAGAGCACGGCCGAAAGUUUCACAUAGUCCUAAACUUUCGAUUAUCCCGUCGUUAACAGUUACCUCAAGCUCAGAUGAUAAUAAAGAUGAUGACCGAGAGAAACUUGUAAGCAUUACAUCGCAUAAUAAAUCGAGAGGAGGAUGGCUUUAAACCAAGAAGUAAUCAUUUCAAAAGA